CUUUACGGCAGCGGUUGUCAGUUGCUCCAUGUGGCAGCAUGUGAGUGCUGAACAACAGUGGACGGUGAAGAACUAAUGUAUUCUGCAAGCUAUUCAGUCUGAUAAAAAAAAAAUCGCAAAACAUUAUAUCGACAGACAACUCUUUUGCAUUCUUUAGAGCGCUCCUAAAUUUAUUAUUUUGUGAUUUAGCCUUUUAGCGACGUGUAACGGUGAAAUCUGCUGUGUUCUCUGAUCUAGAGAUGUUAUAUUUCAUCGGUCUUGGUCUGGGCGAUGCUAAAGACAUCACUGUCAAAGGUUUAGAGAUCAUCCGACAGUGUAGUCGCGUUUAUUUGGAGGCUUACACGUCCAUACUGACUGUCGGGAAGGAAGCUUUGGAGGAGUAUUAUGGGCGCGAGUUACUGCUGGCAGACAGAGACAUGGUGGAACAACAGGCGGAUGAGAUCCUGAAGGGAGCAGACGUCAGUGAUGUGGCGUUCCUGGUGGUUGGUGAUCCUUUUGGGGCCACAACCCACAGCGACCUGGUUCUGCGAGCAAUGAAUGCUGGGAUACAGUAUCGCGUUAUCCACAACGCCUCCAUUAUGAACGCAGUGGGCUGCUGUGGAUUGCAGCUGUACAACUUCGGGGAGACAGUGUCCAUUGUGUUUUGGACGGACACGUGGAGACCCGAGAGCUUCUAUGAUAAGAUCAAGAAGAACAGGGAUAUGGGCCUGCACACGCUGUGCCUGCUGGAUAUCAAAGUCAAAGAGCAGUCCAUGGAGAAUUUAAUGAGGGGUCGAAAGAUUUAUGAGCCUCCCAGGUACAUGACUGUCGCUCAGGCAGCUGAGCAACUCCUGGAGAUACUACAGAACAGACAGGAUCGGGGAGAGGAACUGGCAAUGACUAAAGACACAGUGUGUGUUGGUUUGGCUCGAGUCGGAGCCGAGGACCAGACCAUCCGUUCUGGGACACUGCAUGAGUUGGCCUCCUGUGACCUGGGAGGACCACUUCACUCAAUGAUCAUCAGCGGACACCUUCACCCUCUGGAGGUGGACAUGCUGAAACUCUUCAGUGGUCCCGAGGGAUUGAAGACCUUGAAGAUGACCGAUAGUUCCACGUACGUUUCCUGAUAUCCAGGAAGCUUGUGAUCAUGAAGAAAAAGGUUCCCUUCCCAGGACAAGUGGACAGAAGUCAGUCAACGUGAGAGGCCAGAGUUGCCGGAGGGUUAGGGCAACACACAAAUCAGAUAAUAGUUGUUCCAGAUCAAAUAUGACCACUUUAGCCUUAAAGCACCGGUCGGGCCAGAGUUGCAUUUCAUCACAAGAUUUAGAUUGGGAGUGGGAUGGUUAUUUUGAAGUGUGGUAGUCAUGUUCAUGCUGUCAAAAAAAUAAAUGAUGGAAUUAUAAUAGAGGAAAUGGAAAAGGUUAUUGUGGACCAACUGCAUCUGGGUUGCAUUAGUGCCUCUGAAAUUGAGCUUUCUUCGAAAUUGGCAUAAUGUUUCCGUACCAAGAGCCUUUCUUAAUGGAACUUUCUCAGUAAGAAUGUAAAUAAGAUAAAAGUGAAUACUGAGAUCCCUUUGAGCAUGUACCCACCCAUGUCAUAAUGGAUGAAGAUUGAUUUUCUUACAAUAAAGACACUCAUUUCUUUGGCACUGAUUACAUUAACGCCCAACAUGUGGUUUGACUGUUUUCAUCUACAUCUGUGGUUUUGUUUGUGAUCUCUCAUUUCAUUUCUGUCAGCAUGAAUUGUGUAGAAAGUGAGCAAAGCUGUUGUCAGAAACUAGUUUUCAAGAGAAAUCUAACUUUACGUGUUGCAUUCAGAGAUGAUUAUUCUAUGCAUCUGCUUUUUACUGCCGUCAAAGAACAAAGCCCAAGAUUUACCAAUUUUUCAAACUUUCUUAAAACAUUUACUGGAUUAAAUGGUUAUGUACUUUUCAGCACA
Messenger RNA from Megalobrama amblycephala (Wuchang bream), 1917 nucleotides. It is a transcript of the gene dph5, whose product is annotated as diphthamide biosynthesis 5. The record is from RefSeq and is a predicted model, not a curated record. Gene Ontology annotation, molecular function: diphthine synthase activity. Gene Ontology annotation, biological process: protein histidyl modification to diphthamide. NCBI's taxonomy places the organism in Eukaryota, Metazoa, Chordata, Actinopteri, Cypriniformes, Xenocyprididae. The transcript has 7 exons. Bases 240 to 1106 code for a protein of 288 amino acids.